CAGAAUUCACAAUAACGCGCAAGCGUUAGCAGUUUUUUUUGUUCUCCGUAAAUACUGCAGGCCUAUUUACUCCUUAAAAAAGGUUGAGGGACGCUGAUAGAAGGUGCUGCUGUGUUCUCGGAUUGUUUUGUAAUCAUGGCAGAUUACCUGAUCAGUGGCGGUACCGGCUACGUUCCAGAUGAUGGUCUUACCGCUCAGCAGCUUUUCCUAAAUUCGGAUGGACUUACCUAUAAUGACUUUCUGAUCCUUCCUGGAUUUAUAGACUUUACAGCUGAUGAAGUGGAUUUGACAUCUGCUUUGACCAAAAAGAUCACUCUGAAGACUCCCCUGAUCUCUUCUCCUAUGGAUACAGUCACAGAAUCGAGUAUGGCAGUUGCAAUGGCCGUGAUGACCAAGAGGGAGGAAUUGGUUGUGGCUCCAGCUGGUGUCACGCUCAAGGAAGCCAAUGAUAUUUUGCAGCGCAGCAAGAAAGGAAAACUGCCAAUUGUGAACGACAAUGAUGAAUUAGUCGCUAUUAUUGCUCGAACAGACUUGAAAAAGAACAGGGAACACCCAUUUGCAUCAAAAGAUUCCCGCAAACAGCUGCUGUGUGGAGCUGCAAUUGGUACCAGAGAAGAUGACAAGUACCGGUUAGACCUCCUUGUGCAGGCUGGUGUGGAUGUAGUGGUUCUGGACUCAUCUCAGGGAAAUUCAGUUUUUCAGAUUAACAUGAUCCAUUACAUCAAACAGAAAUACCCUGAGCUACAGGUGGUUGGUGGGAAUGUUGUGACUGCAGCUCAGGCUAAAAAUCUCAUAGAUGCUGGCGCAGAUGCCCUUCGAGUUGGAAUGGGCUGUGGCUCUAUCUGUAUCACUCAGGAAGUUAUGGCAUGUGGUAGGCCACAAGGCACAGCAGUGUACAAAGUUGCAGAGUAUGCCCGCAGGUUUGGAGUGCCAGUAAUAGCCGAUGGUGGAAUUCAGACAGUUGGACAUGUUGUAAAGGCAUUGGCACUUGGAGCAUCUACAGUGAUGAUGGGUUCCUUGCUGGCAGCCACAACUGAGGCCCCUGGUGAGUACUACUUCUCAGAUGGCGUGAGACUGAAGAAGUACAGAGGAAUGGGUUCACUUGAUGCCAUGGAGAAGAAUAGUAGUAGUCAGAAAAGAUACUUCAGUGAAGGAGACAAAAUUAAGGUUGCUCAAGGUGUAGCUGGAUCUGUCCAAGAUAAAGGAUCAGUCGUGAAAUUUGUUCCUUAUCUCAUUGCUGGGAUUCAGCAUGGCUGUCAGGAUAUUGGAGCAAAGAGCCUUUCUAUCAUGCGGUCCAUGAUGUAUUCUGGAGAACUGAAAUUUGAGAAGAGGACCAUGUCAGCUCAGGUUGAAGGUGGCGUCCAUGGACUUCAUUCUUACGAAAAACGGUUAUUCUGAAGGAGGCUGUCGUGCUUAUCGUGGGGCUCCAGACGUUCCAGUUCCAAUAGCAACUGUACAUAAUGGGCAUAUCUGACGAGGCUUAAGCUUUCACACUGUGUGGUUUUCAUCUAACUGAAGUUGACUAACCAGUGAAAAAAAAUGAAGUCGCACUACAAGCAAGCAAAAGUCCUGGGGCCAGUGUAAUUAUUGCUAAAACCAGCUUAGUUUAGGCAAAGGAUUGCCAGUAUUUUCUUUUGAAGCUUCGGUGUGUCAGAACUGCAUUGAUGGAAUCGUGGAUACUAACAUAAGAAAAAUUACCUUUGCCGUAGCUGCUGUUUUUGAUUGCAGCUGUCUGGAAUGAAGAAAUCUUGAGUGAAUUUAUAGGCAGAGCAUUGCCUGUUUUUUUGAAUAGACAGGCGUUCUUUAGAUCAACAUAACUGCCUGUAGAAUGUGGCUGCCGCUGGACAAAUAAGCUGCAUUGUCUUUGUCAGGAAAUACUAUAUUUGCAAGCUUUACUACUUUUUUUUAAGUCAAGUGCUUUCCCAUGUUCUGGCCAGAUUGGUCAAGGUAAACAGGUUAUUCUAGUUAGAUCCCACCCAAGUUUGAAAACAAUAUUCUUGUGACAGGCACACAAGAUGUAUUUGCAGAGUAUAGUGUAGUUCACUUAUUGCUGUAGGGAUGUUACUGUUAAUGUUUGCCAUCAAAGAACCUUUUGAUCGUGGGACAUUCUCAACUGACAGGUCAUCAGAUGGCACUUGCAUGUCAAGUUUUGAACAGUUCAUGACUCCGUCCUUUGCUUGAGAUCCAGUCAUUGCAGAUUUUUUCAAAGUAACUGCUUCAAACAGUUUAAUUUUAUUUAAUCUGUAUUUUUCACCACCUUUCAUGGAAACAAGGCUGGAACCUUUGAUAAUUUUGAUUUCAUUUUUUUCAGCAUAUUUGUCUUUCUGUCUUGGUGUAUGACUUUUUCCAUCAUGGGAUCAUCAUUGUAUGUGAUCAGUUUUGGUAGUAGUUCAGAGCCAAGAAAAUGGGAAAUUUGCAUUCUUGCAGACAUGUAGACUUUUUUCUUUUAAAAUGCUGUUUAAACCGUAAUGAUCUGAAUGCUGAAGGAAGCUGCAAUCUGUGAAAAGAUGCCAUAGGCAUUACUGGUUUAAAACUUGCAUAUAUGGCCUGUUAUUUCUGAAUGUUGGAACAAGUUCUUGACCAGUUGUAUAUUUAGCACAGUGAUAAUUUCAUCUGUGGGCAACAGCAUUGACACUCCAAACUUUAUACACUGAGUUUUGUUGAAGCUGUUUUGGAGAGGUACUGGGGGGAAUAUCAGACUGCCAGCUUUUUAUUUAUUUUUUAAUUUUUAUGUGAUGUUUGUACUAGGGAAGUAAACUGAAUCAGGUCACCAACUCCCAAUUUUUCUGUAACUUCAGGUGCUAGUGAUACUAGAGAAACGUUUGAACUAAACUUUUAAAAAUGUUUAGAAGUAAGCGUAUUACAUAUUAUGUUGUGUGAUGUAUAAAGUGUAAAAAGUUUACAUUAUACUUAAUGCAUUAUACUUUAUUUUACCAUUGUAUGCAGUAAAACUUAGGAGACGUUUAUAAUGAUACUGAAGUCUUUAGAAAUAAUACAUAACCAUUUGAUAUGAAAUUGUCAUUAUUGUUCCCACUUGCUAUUUGUAUUUUGCACUCUGUACUGAGAGUCACUGACUAAACAUUAGAAAUUUAAAAGUAUAGAUAUGUAUAUAAAUUGCAUAAGUGUAUUUUAAUUAUGCUUUCAAAGUAAGGCAUAUAGCCAUUGGCAGUUUUAAGGUCAUUAAGAAUAGUUGGUCCAUUUGAAGUACUGCUUUUCUUCUCUGAUGUUGGUUAGUACAUUAUACCAGUAAAGUUUUUUGUUUUUAAAAACGCAUCAUUUUUGGUGCCCUCAAUUUGAUUUUUUUUAACCAUUAUUCACUGCCUGCCAGCAGGUUAUCAUUUUGUGAUUAAAUACAUUUUUAUGGAAAGGUGGCAUGUAUUUUUGGGGGGGAUGCAGCUACUGUUGUGGUCCAGCCUCAUACCCCCAAGCUGAUAAAUCAUUUGGUGGGGGGGGGCACGCUCCUUCCCUUAGCUUAACCCAUUUUGCUUUUAAAUGUUUUAUGUAGCUCUGCUGGCCUUUGUUUACUGCUUCCUCCCCUUAUAUAAAAUAGCACUGAACACACAUUUUUAUUUAAUGUGAAAGUUUGAUUCUCAUUUUAAAGUUCUUGAAGUAAAUCGCACAAUUUUAUUCUGGUGGUUCCUUUUGGAGAAAUGGGUAGGCACAUUCAUAUUCUCAGUGACAUCUGUAAGCAGGUGAGUACAGUUAGUAUCCAACAACUAAAUGCGCUUCUUAACUUUAGCAGUUUUCUGGUGGGUGGAAGAUAGUGGUACCUUUUCUUGCUGGCUUCACUGAUCAGUUAGAGGGACAGCCUUGAAAGUAACUCUGUUGUUCCAAGCAUCUGGAAGCUGACCAGGAACAUCUGUGGAAAGGGCCCAAGAAAAAGAAAAGGUUGGAAUGAAACCUUGACUAUGAUUUUUAUGUUGCUUGUGUUGGAUUUGCUUGUGUUGAAUUAGGAGCAUGGGCGCUAGAAGGGCUAGUUGGUAGGUGUUUUGACUUGAGCAGCUGACUCCAGUUUGUUAUCCUGGGGACAAGGGAGGCAUCCUGCUCCAUCCCAUUAGUGAGGCCUAAUAGCGGGUCACUUGUGAAAGAAAAAGCAGGCAGUUAAGUUGCACAUGUGCUAUUGAAUGUGUUGUGGGUGGGAGUAUGCACAUCCAUUUCCUACCCACACAGCUGUAUUCAGCUGGCCCCAAUGAGGAGAGGUUAGGAUGGGCCUGGGGCAUCUACAAAACCAGAACACUGAGCUUCUGCUCCCUAAUUCUGGACUCUAACCUCUGCAAGAACAAAUCAGCCAGAUGGCUGUCAUCUAGUUCUGGGAGUGCUUGAGUCUCUCACCUGGAAGAGCCAAAUCUGAUGCAAGUAGGGCAACAAUUGUGUCAUGUCUGUCCUGCAGAAGGGGGGACAUAAGAAAGGUUGGAACUCUGUCCCAGGACUUAUUGGUGGUGAGUGAUGUCAGCAGCUCUGAUUACUGGGAUCUGCAGCUGCAGCAGUGCUGUCCAUUUCAGCAGUCCCUCAUAAGCUAAAUGUUUUCAUUGACGUACAAUUCCAGACUAAUUUUACAAGUUUAAUUUUGUUCAUGAGUGUUCUCUACACUACACUAAAUUCUAAUGGUGAUGUGAGAUUCACACAACUUAGGGUGUUUCUUGUACUAUGAUGCAUUUGGAGGAAAAUAAGCAAGCUUUUAGUAGUAUUAACUUUUGUCUCCUAAUUGAGCUUUUCAAGACAAAACAUUUUCAAAAGUUUGCUACUGCUCUGAAGCUGGACAGAAGUUAAUGUGCUCUUCUUUAUCCCACUCAAGUGUAAUCACCCUUUUGUCAUUCACUGUACCCCAUUUUUGCAAAUUAUAAAAUGUAUUCUUACUAAAUAACAUCCUUUUGAAUACUUUCUAUCCUGAAAAGUUUACUUCAAGAGUACAAGCUGUUUAAAAUUAAAAUGUGUUUAUUUUCCUUUAAACUAUGUGGCAGAAGCCACUGAUGGUGAGGCUUCAUUGGUAGGAAUUCCUAGCUUGUCUGUAAGAGUGACAUGAACAAACAUUGACAGUUUCAUUUAGCUAUGAUACCCUAGAUAAAACUGACAGUUCUUUGGUCUUAUUGAACCAAGAUACUUCAAGCUACUUGGUACGCAAGUCAGACCCCUGGGAGCAUCUUAGCUGAGCAGUGGCAAUUUAAAUGCUACUCAACUGAGAAAUGAAUUGGCCAUCAAAUUACUUGUUUUGUUAAAAAGAAAUUAGCAGACAUUUUGGUCAUGCUGUGCAUUAAUUAAUAAUAGUAAUUUCAGAAGAUGAAAGAUUUGAAUGGAUUUUAUACCUUCUCCGGGUUGGUUGCUUAAAAUCUUGACUGGGCAUGUUUGGACUCCCAAAAGCCAAAAUACAUAGUAUCUAAAAGCCAAAAUAGAUAGUGUGCUUUUUUGUUUCAAGAAGUAGUUUGGGCAUUUUGGGCAUAGGAAUAUCUACAGUGAGGACACACCUCAAUAGUGAGCUGCCACCGAUAGCUGAUGCCACCAAGGAAAAUAAAGACUAGAGCAUUUACUCGCUGACAAGGCUGUGAUAUUUAAAGUCUCAGUCAUGAGAAUGUUAACUACUUUAGUGUUCAUAUUUGUGAUAUAAACUGUUUUUUCUGUUUUUUUUUUUUUUUCAUUUUCUACAGACUUGAAAUAAAAAUAUUAUUGAAAAGCCAAGACAUUUAGUUGAGGGAUGACACCAAAACCCUUUGAGCACCCUGCUUUUUGUUAGUUACAAAGUGACUUUAAGCCCCCAAGGAAGACUAAAUGUUCUUUUGCUGUUCAGUUUUUUUAUUCUUUUUAUUUGUAAUUCCAGAUGUACAGUUUCUAAGAUGCAUUGCUUUAUUGGGCUGUUGUGUUCAAAAGCUUUGUCUGUAGAAAUUUUUAUCUAUAUAUUGUAUAAUAAAAUAGAAUGCAUUAAGAAAAAAAA
Molecule: messenger RNA, 5926 nt
Organism: Protopterus annectens (West African lungfish)
Lineage: Eukaryota; Metazoa; Chordata; Ceratodontiformes; Protopteridae
Product: inosine-5'-monophosphate dehydrogenase 1b
Biological process (GO): GTP biosynthetic process
Cellular component (GO): cytoplasm
Molecular function (GO): IMP dehydrogenase activity
Source: RefSeq, a predicted model, not a curated record